GACCGAGAAAGUACAUUUUAGUAGAGUUUGGAUUGCAUAUUGGCUACAAAUAAAUGCAAUAGCAAGUCAAGAUGAGAAGUUCGAGGUAUGUUGAAAAUGGACAUUUUACGAUGGAUUAAGAGGUCCAUAUGAUAAACUACUGAACACGAAGUGGACAAACGAAGCAGAAACUUAGGAUACAUUAUUUAAACGAAAGGGGCGUAGUUCUUGUAGUGGUAUUGGAUAUUGAUACACACUAUCUCUCCCUCUAUCCCUAGAGGGAAAUCCACGUCGUAGAGGCAUUGUAUUGCCUACCUAUACAGCCUAAAACAGCUAACACCCAAACGCAUAUUCAACAUCAUCAAAAUGGCGAAAGCAAAUAUACCAAAACUGAAACGACAGCAGUCGGAUCUCUUUAAACAUCGACCGGGGGAUAUAACGCUGAUCGUUUUGACCUUCUUGGCCUGGAUCGUCACAACUGUCAUCUGCUGCCUGGCGAACCCACUGCUUCCAAGAUUAACAGGACUCUUCAGCGAAAAUGCUAUGUUUGGUGUAUAUUAUUCCAAAGCAGAGCCACCUAUUUGGGUCCACUGGGCGCUAUGGGGCCUAACGUAUCUAUGGCAACUCAGCUGGUUAAUAUACGGGCUGACAACAAUCUCCAGAUACGGGACGCAUGGCUACCUUUACUUCUCGCCCGAGAUCAUCCCCUUCUCCGUAUACGCGCUGUUCAUCCUCUCCCAAAUUCUCCACACGGCUUGGAUCUUUCUCUGGGCACAAGGAUACUUCUCGUACGGUGUUAUAGCAGUUGCCCUCAUCGCUUUUGUGUUGUAUUGGUGCAUGUUCUUAGCGUUUACCAAUCUACGGAGAAUCCGGCGCCAGCUAGAUGAGUUCUUAUGUAGGAAGGAUAUUUUUCUGUCCAUCGCGUUUGCCCAUAAUGGGCUAGCAUUGUACGCAUCAAUGGCGUCUGUGGUGACAAUAUUUGGCUUCAUAGAUAUAUUAAUCUUAAGCUGGGGAUUGAAGGAAGACCCGGCAAUAACAGUAGGAUUCUUGGCCCUAUCGAUAGAACUGCUCAUAUGGUUCUUUUUGGACAUAUGUCUGUUUGACAGGUACAGUCGAUACACCGUCACGCCGUAUAUUGUCCCGCUUGUAUGGAUGGCUGGAAAUCUCGUUAAAAUUGCCCCUAUAGACGCAAAAAAUAUAUUGGAUAUAAAUGUUAUGUUCGCCGUUAUUCUCACCGGGGUGGCAUUCAUAUUGCUCAUAAUAAAGGUGAUUGUUCUGUACCGUGAACCGAUUUUCGAACGAACUGUGCCCCGUUCGCCCGAUAACCAGUAUAACGUUCCGCAAGAUAGGAUACGAACGGGCGCUGGAAAAGAUCCACUUGAGAUGACUGAGAAUAACGAUGAGGAUGAUACCGAGGAGUUUGCAUAUGUUAACAAAGGUGCAAUGGAGACUGACUUGGGCGAUGAACGUGAUAACAGCCCAGUUGUUACAAAUGAAGAUUACCAACCGGGUGAACUUGUGGACGAUGUUACAAUGGACUCAAACGCUGGCAUUGGCUCUUCAUCAGAUGAUGUUCAAGUAGUUACUUUAGAUACUGCGACAAGUGACCAUCGUUCUGCAUCAGCCGAUGUCCCCGUGGUUACAGUGAACGAAACUAACGCAGCAGACAGUGGUAGCCCCGGGGCUUCAAAUGGCGGCUAUAUUCCAGAUACUACAGAGCCUCCGGGACUUGCUGUCACAGAUGCUGUAGUAUCCGGGAAUAUUGCACCUGUAUCAAUAUAAGAAUGGAAAACACAUACAGCUAGGUGAAAACGAAUUGAUACCAUAACAUGUUUCUAAAAAUCUGAAAGCAAUGAAUAGAUGGUGCUUUAAUCAACGCAUAUACUAGCAUCAUUGAUUAUGUGCAAAUUGUUUGAAAAUAUGUAUAUCAUUUUUGUACUUUUAUAAGUAUAGGAUAAGUUAGUGGGGGUUAGAUAUUGGGGCAUCUUCGGGAAAAUACUAAUUAAAUAAUCCUUAUAUGAACGCUUCAUCAAUCUACUAUAGACGAUAGUCUUACAAGAUUAAGGAAAUAAAAAGUGAUAAAUGUUAAAUGUUGGAAUAAACAAAUGUUUGAAAAUAUGUAUAUCAAAUUCAUUUUGUACUUUUCUUAUUUUUCUAAGUGGGGGUUAGAUAUUGAG
Messenger RNA from Owenia fusiformis, 2156 nucleotides. NCBI's taxonomy places the organism in Eukaryota, Metazoa, Annelida, Polychaeta, Sabellida, Oweniidae. The record is from the annotation of a GenBank genome assembly.